Molecule: messenger RNA, 1122 nt
Organism: Auanema sp. JU1783
Lineage: Eukaryota; Metazoa; Nematoda; Chromadorea; Rhabditida; Rhabditidae
Source: the annotation of a GenBank genome assembly
AUGAGCACCUGCCAUAUUUACAGUUCCGAGGAUUAUGUGCCUCUCUGUAAAAGGCCAUCCAUUGACCCUCGUCCACCUGCUACCACCACUGUCCCAAAUGGUGCAAUAAUAGCGGGUGCAGCCCCCCCCUCAACGUCAUCUGCAGCCGUUCAGUCUCCCUUUUGGUCGUCCAAGCCCCCUAUGUCUCCCUAUGAAUUCGGGCACGUCUCUUCGUGCGAUUUCGCCGGUAGUGAUCAGAUGCAGAAUGGCUCUUCAGACAACAUUCAAUUCGCUGAGCUUCUGCUUCAAAGAGAACAAUCACUCAGUCAUUGGCCGGCAAGAUUAGCACAGGGAGAAGGAGUCAUUGGAUGGGCUGACCGAGACCGAGAAGCGUUCUGGAUAUGCGGAGCUGCUCGUCGUCUCGGAUUAGACACUGACAGCAUAUCCGCUGCUAUUGCCCUCCUUGAUAGAGUUGUAUGCUCUACACGUGUCCCUCCAAAAUAUAUCAACUGUGUCGCUGCUGCGUGUCUCCAUAUAUCCAAGAAAUUGUGCGAAGACAAUGAGGAAACAACUACCAAUUUUCUUCGUCGAUUACGCCUUGAAUAUAGUCCAAGUGAGAUGAAAAGGAUGGAAACCAGAAUUUUGGCUUUACUUCAAUGGGAUGUGCAACUUCCAACUCUCUCAAGAUUCUUGGAUGCAAUGAUGUCGCCAUUGAGAGCUCAAUAUCUUAUUGGACCUAUCAGAUGUCAUUUAGAGGCUGUUCUUUGUUCCUCUCAAAUUAUGUCUCAGUUCCGACCAUCCGUUGUAGCUUUGUCCUUAGUUUCUCUGGUAUUAGAAGCCACUCGUCGCCAUUGGUUACGCUCUAGUCAUCAUAUAAUCAAAACCUUCAAGGUUGAAAUGGGUGAAUUGAUCAGAUGCCGUGAAAAAGUUUCUUCACUUUGGGAUCGAUCUUUUAUGCCCUCUUUCUCUUCAUACGGCUUAUUGGCCAGUACUUACGCCAGCUUCAGUAACCAAGCUAACUACGAGCACAUCCAAGUGAGCACGACGAAUGAAACAUGUGCUUUUUCAAGUGCAACUCCAUCUACUCCAAUAACUCCAGAUAACAUGACAUCACCGCAGGCUCUUCAGCCUACACCAUGUUAA